CCAUGGCCUCCUCCUCCACCUCCUCGCCGCUGCCGGCGCUGCUGCUGCUCGUCCUCCUGGCCGCCUCGUCGGCGGCGGGCGAAGACGUCGCCGCCGCCGGCGGCCGCGACAAGCUCACCCGCAUCCGCGUGUACAUGCACGAGAGGUUCGCCGGCGCGAACGCGACGGCGCUGGCCGUGGUCCCGUCGCCGCUGGGCGCGAACGAGGCGUUCGGCCGCGUCGCCGUGCUCGACGACGAGCUCCGCGACGGCCCGGACCGGGCGAGCUCCGCGCUGAUCGGCCGUUUCCAGGGCGUCGUCGCCGGGACGUCGCUGCCGGGGACGGCGCCGCCGGCGUCGUUCCAGUCGGCGAUCAGCCUCGUGUUCACCGCCGGCGAGCACGCCGGGAGCACGCUGUCCAUGGUGGGCCCCGUGCUGGGGUUCGCCGGCGCCAUCGAGCGCCCCCUGGUGGGCGGCACCGGCGCGUUCAGGAUGGCGCGCGGGUACUGCGUCAUGACGGCGGCGGCGGCGGCGUCGACGGCGGUGUCCGUCGUCUUCGAGACCGACCUCUUCGUGCUCUUGCAUAAACCGUGAUCCGGCAGUUCAUCGUCUGGUUGAUUGGAUGUUUGCAUUUGCGAAAUGCAGCAAUAUUUUUUUAAGUGGUUUUUCAGAUGUCAAAAUCUCUCAUUUGUGAUC
Oryza sativa Japonica Group (Japanese rice) is the source of this 674-nucleotide messenger RNA. Its product is annotated as dirigent protein 2. The record is from RefSeq and is a predicted model, not a curated record. Lineage: Eukaryota; Viridiplantae; Streptophyta; Magnoliopsida; Poales; Poaceae.